AUGGGAGUUCGGGAUUCUCAAGGGGAGGUCACUGGGACUCCUGACCCUGUCGAGAAGGGCUUUGCCACCCUCACCACCAUCCGGAUCGGUGUCAAGGCGAUGGUACACAAGGAUGGCGAGUUGAGAAAAGCAGAAAUUCUGUCGAUCAGGCAGCGUAAAGAUGGUCCUAGCUUCUAUGUCCACUAUGUCGAUUUCAAUAAACGUCUAGAUGAAUGGAUUGACGCUUCUCGACUGGACCUAUCUCAUGAAGUUGAGUGGCCUCAGCCGGAGAAACCAGAGAAGAAGAAGACCGGUGCUGGUAACAAAGCGCCGAGCAAAAAUGCGCAGAAGCGUGCGAGAGCCGAUAGUCGUGAUGUCUCUGCCACUCCAGAUCUUCUCACAGGCAAGAAUGUGAAUGUUGGCAAGGCGCAACGUCCGUCCAAGGCAGGUGGCAAAGAGAACCGUGACGGAACUCCUCUCAAUAUGCCUAUCGUCACUGCAGAGGCCAUCUCAACGGACGGAACCCCUAAGGCGGAGUCUGAUGAUGUUGAAAUGGUUGACGUCAGCUUCACGGACGGCAAAAGCUUCAAAGAAGAGGAGAGAGCGAUGGGACUCAUGUCGCGCGAAGAAGAGAUCGAACGGCUGCGAACGAGUGGUAGUAUGACACAGAACCCAACGGAAAUCCAUCGUGUUCGUAAUUUGAAUCGUCUUCAAAUGGGCAAAUACGACAUUGAGCCCUGGUACUUCUCGCCUUAUCCCGCUUCCUUCUCAGACGUUGAUAUCAUCUAUAUCGACGAGUUCUGUCUGAGCUAUUUCGACGACAAACGGGCCUUUGAGCGCCACCGUACAAAGUGCACGCUUGUCCAUCCUCCUGGCAACGAGAUAUACCGCGAUGACUACAUCUCUUUUUUCGAAGUUGAUGGCCGCCGUCAGCGGACGUGGUGUCGUAACCUUUGUCUGCUGAGCAAACUCUUCCUUGAUCACAAAACCCUAUACUACGAUGUCGACCCUUUCCUCUUCUACUGUAUGUGCACGAGAGACGAGACUGGCUGCCAUCUUGUGGGCUACUUCUCCAAGGAGAAGGACUCCGCGGAAGGCUACAAUUUGGCUUGUAUCUUGACACUACCUCAGUACCAACGGCGUGGGUUCGGUCGGCUGCUUAUCUCCUUCAGCUAUGAGCUCAGCAAGCGCGAGGGAAAGCUCGGCUCUCCUGAAAAGCCGCUCAGUGACCUUGGUCUACUGGGUUACCGUCAAUACUGGCGAGAAACGCUCGUCGAAAUACUCAUGGAACCUGGACGAGAAACAGUCAGUGAGAAUGAGCUCGCUCUAUUAACUUCGAUGACUGAGAAAGACGUCCAUGAGACCCUGGUCGUCCUGAACAUGCUGCGGUACUAUAAAGGGAACUGGGUCAUCGUUCUCACCGACUAUGUGGUUGAACAGCACAGGAAGCGUCUCGAAAAAGAGAAGCUCAAGGGAGCUCGCAAGAUCGAUCCAGCACGCCUUCAGUGGAAACCUCCCGUGUUCACUGCUUCAAGCCGGACAUGGAACUGGUGA
Messenger RNA from Aspergillus novofumigatus IBT 16806, 1533 nucleotides. Its product is annotated as NuA4 histone acetyltransferase complex catalytic subunit ESA1. The coding region runs from base 1 to 1533 and encodes 510 amino acids. NCBI's taxonomy places the organism in Eukaryota, Fungi, Ascomycota, Eurotiomycetes, Eurotiales, Aspergillaceae. Gene Ontology annotation, molecular function: histone acetyltransferase activity. The record is from RefSeq and is a predicted model, not a curated record. Gene Ontology annotation, biological process: regulation of DNA-templated transcription. The transcript is spliced from 6 exons.